Messenger RNA from Ceraceosorus bombacis, 3451 nucleotides. NCBI's taxonomy places the organism in Eukaryota, Fungi, Basidiomycota, Exobasidiomycetes, Ceraceosorales, Ceraceosoraceae. The record is from the annotation of a GenBank genome assembly.
AUGCCGCUCUGCCUGCCAACGCGCCCAGUCCUGAUGCAACCGAAACACGCUUGCGCACGGAUUGAGCAGCGCAAAGCGCGCAGACUCCAUAGCGGACCCCCUCUUCCCUCUCACGGAGCUUCAAGUGUUGGUCGAGGGACUCGUAAUCGUCUGGAUUUUGUCCACCAUCAUCACCACGACUUGGACUUGUGCACCAACUCUCACACUUCCGUGUCAGCACAUUUUCCCCUCCUUCUUGUCCCGCAUUGACUCCUACCUGCUUGCUGACAAGUCUACAUCCAUUCGGCACAACCGCAGGACUCCACCAUCAUCGUCAGCAGUGGAGCCGCUCUUAGAUUCGCUGAGCCGCAUUCACAGCUUCUUUCGCCAUCUCUAGGAGCGUUUCGUACUCUUUGCUUCCUUUUGGCUCACAAUGGUACGUGUUGCCAUACGCGGGUCUAAUUAGAAGCAUACACGCGGGAGUGCCAAGUCUCACCCUACGAGUGCGCUCCUUCGCCUUGACAGUGCGGCAUUUUCGCAUACGUUAACCACUUGGUGGAGAAGGUAAGUAUCUUUUGAGAAGGUUAGGAAUGACAAGCCCAAAUUGGCAUGAAGCUAACAUCGCACUUCUGAUGUGUCUUGCAGGACCGACGCCAAGUCGUAGAGACUCUCGUCAAUGGUCUGGCACGACUCGAGUACAGAGGAUACGACUCUGCGGGUGAGUGCAUAACAGGUGCACCACAGGCAGUCAUAUUGGCCGAAACGCGAUUGGGAGGCGGCAUCGCCGCAGGCAGCGGUCGUAUUUGAGGAUGAGGGGUCGUUGUACUUGGCUGGGCCACGCGCAAAGAAGCGGAGCCAUGCCUGCGAGGUCAGCUUUGGGAGUAGGCACCAAGAUCAUUGGCGUGCGAUAUUGGAGCCUAGUCAUGAACAGCCAAGACAAACAAAUGGCCCACAAGGAGUGAGAUUGCAGGGAUAGCGCGACUGACGCUCCUGUCUGCCUUGGCUUGUCCGUAACCUCCAGGUAUUGCCGUUGAUGGCGACAGUGACAAGGAGGUGCUCAUUUACAAGCAGGUCGGCAAGGUUCAGGCUCUGCGCAAGCACAUUGCAGACUCUCCAGUUGAUCUCAACAAGACCUUUAUCAGUCAAGCUGGUAUGGCUCACACUCGAUGGGCUACGCACGGCCAGCCCAGCCCCUUGAACUGCCACCCCCAUCGCUCUGACCCUACCAACGAGUUCACUGUGGUUCACAACGGUAUCAUCACCAACUACAGAGAGCUCAAGCUCGUGCUCUCCAAGCGAGGUUUCAAAUUUGAGAGCGAGACGGACACCGAGUGCGUGGCUGCUCUCUGCAAGUACUUGUACGACUCUGCCCAAGGCCGCAAGCCGGACUUCACGAGUCUCAUCAAGAGCGUGAUCAAGGAACUGGUGAGUGGAGGAUCCCGCUUGGCCGAUAGCUGGUCAGCAUGCGCCUCCCGAACGUCAGCUUGGUCCCAUGCCUGAAGGCUUGGGCCCUCUACUCGCGGUCCGCCGGCUAGAUCCGCCUUCGCUGACACGCAGAAUUGGUUUCGAAUUUGUAGGAGGGUGCGUUCUCAUUCGUGUUCAAGUCGGUGCACUACCCUGGCGAGAUUGUGCUCGCUCGACGUGGUUCCCCACUUCUGAUUGGUGUCAAGACCGAGAAGAAGCUAAAGGUGGAUUUUGUCGAUGUCGAGUUCGGCAACACCGCCGAGGCAGACGACAAGCUCAGUGAGUGGCCUUGAACUUGCGAUUCAGACAGGCCUCAAUCCAGUACUCACGCCACGAAAUCGGUUCCUUGUACAGCUUCUGUUCCUCAGCCUGGUCUCCUCGCUCCUCCCGGUGGCCACCCUGACGGCCCUGGUGGACUGCAGAUCCCGGGCGCCAACAACAAGCUAAUUCGCUCGCAGUCGCGCGCCUUCUUGUCAGAAGAUGGCCUGCCUCAGCCCAUCGAAUACUUUGUGGCAUCAGACGCUAGUGCUAUCAUUGAACACACCAAGAGAGUCUUGUACCUUGAGGAUGAUGACAUUGCACACAUCGCCGAGGGAGGUGAGUCCAAAUGCAACUUUGCAAAAUCCUUCCCAAAGCUGAGACGAGGCUCCUUCGUUGGUGCUCGCUAGAGCUCCACAUUCACAGGCUGCGCCGCAAUGAUGGCCUCUCUUCAAUGCGCUCGAUUGAGACCCUCGAGGUUGAGCUGGCCGAGAUCAUGAAGGGCUCCUUUGACCAUUUUAUGCAAAAGGAAAUUUUCGAGCAGCCAGAGUCUGUCGUCAACACGAUGCGUGGUCGUGUGAACUUCGACACCCGUCAAGUCAAGUUGGGCGGCCUCACUGCAUUCUUAAACACGAUGCGUCGCUGCCGCCGCAUGGUUUUCAUUGCGUGCGGAACAAGUUAUCACUCGUGCUUGGCGGUAAGUGGUCCGCACCGCGCUUUAUACGCACACCGAACUAGCACUGACUCUUGGAUUGUUCGCGGUACACAGACCCGUGCCAUCUUUGAGGAGCUUACUGAAAUCCCCAUCUCCAUCGAGCUGGCUUCAGACUUUUUGGACAGGCGCACACCCAUCUUUAGAGACGAUGUCUGUGUGUUCGUCUCGCAAUCUGGCGAGACUGCAGACACCAUCUUGGCUUUGAGGUACUGCUUGGAGCGGGGCGCUCUCUGCUUGGGUGUUGUCAACACUGUGGGCAGCACAAUCUCUCGUGAGACCCACUGCGGUAUUCACAUUAACGCGGGUCCCGAAAUUGGUGUUGCUUCCACAAAGGUGCGUUCGAUGAGAGCCUGCAGAGCCUGCCAAGGUGCCUGCGUCGAUCGACAGCUGAUUGGGCGUUGUUUGCGUGUUUCCUAGGCGUACACUUCGCAGUACAUUGCGCUCAUCAUGAUGGCGGUACAGCUGUCCGAGGACCGCAUCUCAAUGGCCGAGCGUCGCCAGACCAUCAUUGAUGGCUUGCAUGAACUCCCGAGCCAGAUCCGAGCGAUCUUGGAACAGGACAAGGCCCUCCAGACUCUGGCGCACGGUACUUUGGCCAAGGAGCGAAGCUUGCUCAUCAUGGGACGUGGAUAUCAGCACGCGACUUGCUUGGAAGGAGCGUUGAAGAUCAAAGAAAUUUGCUACAUGCAUUCCGAGGGUAUUCUGGCAGGAGAGCUGAAGCACGGGCCCUUGGCGCUGAUUGACGAGUCUAUGCCAGUCAUCAUCAUCAUGACCAAAGACUCCCUCUACCCCAAGGUGCAGACCGCCUUGAUGCAGGUCACUUCCCGAAAAGGACAACCUAUCAUCAUCUGCAACGAUGACGAUCAAGACAUCAGUCCUCAAAGCAAGACCAUCAGGGUGCCUCGAACUGUUGACGCCCUUCAAGGACUUUUGACGGUCAUUCCUCUCCAACUGCUCUCGUACCACCUCGCUGUCGCUGCUGGCGUCGAUGUCGACUUCCCUCGAAACUUGGCAAAGUCGGUUACCGUAGAGUAG